CUAGUGCGUAGAUUAGAUUAGCUUAGCAUAACAUAACAGCUAGCUUAGCAUAGUUAGUGUUUGAAGCGGCUGGUUGUUGACGUUGUGUCUCUGUUGUAUCUGAGGCUUGUAGUUCGGAUACAUGGACUUAAUAAAGACAUAAAGUGGCUACUUGUAGAGGGUUUUUUUGUUUGUUUUAUUUUAACACAAAUAAAAUGCUCGAAUGUAGCUGAAGGCAGGUGUGAAGAUGCUGAUGCUCUCACUCACUCAGAUCUUCUUCAUCACCUUCGUCAGCCUGCAGCCUGUGGAGGCCAACAUCGUAGCGUACUUGGAUGAUAAUCGGACAGAGACAUUUAAUGAUGCUCCUGCCCAUUUUGGACACAGAUUACCCAGCGAGGGCCUGAAGGGUUUCCUGAUUGGUGCUCGGCCUGAGAAUGGGUGUGUAUCAAUUGAUCCUCCACCAAUCGGAGGGAACUCCCACAACUGCUUCAUCGUCCUCAUCAAACGAUACCACUGCAAUUUCGACAUCAAGGUGCUGAAUGCUCAGAGGGCAGGUUACAUGGCCGCCAUUGUUCACAAUGUAGAUUCAGAGGAGCUCGUCAUUAUGGGAUCUGAUGACUUGGAGGUGAAGCAGAUCAACAUCCCAGCUGUGUUUAUCGGAGAAAAGGCUGCUCAGUCUUUAUUGGAGGAGUACAGUUACGAGAGAGGAGGUUCUGUAAUCCUGAUUCCUGAUUUCAGUUUGCCGUUGGAAUAUUACCUGAUCUCGUUCCUUGUCGUCCUGGGAAUCUGUCUGAUUCCCAUUGUGAUCAUUGUGAUCACCAAGUUUGUUCAGGCCCGACACAGAGCCCGACGGGGCCGACUGCAGAAGGACCAACUGAAGAAACUCCCCGUCCAUAAAUACAAAAAAGGUGACAUCUAUGAUGUGUGUGCAAUCUGUCUGGAUGAGUAUGAGGAGGGGGAGAAGCUGCGUGUGCUGCCCUGUUCACAUGCAUAUCACUGUAAGUGUGUGGACCCAUGGCUAACAAAGACGAAGAGGACGUGUCCUGUGUGUAAGCAGACAGUGGUUCCGGCUGGUUCGGAAUCCGACUCGAGCAGCGGCGGAGAUGAGAGUGAUGAGGUUUCUGAAAGCACGCCAUUGCUCCGGCCACACCCCCCUGCCCGAAUCCGCACCCCCUCUCUCACCAGCACACUCUCUGCCUCCACCAGCCCUCCUGACUGCUCCCAUUCUGACUCUGAGUCUGACUCCACUGAGGAAGAGGGGGAAGGGGAGGUGGUCACCGUGGAAACAGUUGUGUUGUUGCAGCAGGAAGGACCUGAUGUCAUCAAUGCCUAAGCAUGCCAAUCCGACUGCUAAUCAGUCUGAAGUGACAGUAUAGCUCAUCUACACACAAAAACACACACAGCGAGAGCAUGGUUUAUGAUUUUAUCACAAAGGUAGAGUGAUGGUGGUUUGAUUGAUUUUGUCAUUUCUGAGAAAGACACACGCAGCUUUACAUUUAUCCAAAAUAAGGAUGUAACAGACUUUACCUAAAUAUUCUGCCUACAUAGGGACGCUCCUCCCGAAUGAAACCUAUUCUGAAGUGCUGAUGAUGAAUAUUACUCUAUCGUUUAACUGACUUUCGGCACACGCGUGUCUUCUGUAGCACCUUUAGUUAUUAACUUUAUUUUCUUUGAUAGGAAUUUUAAUCUUUUUUUUUUUUUUUUGCCAAGACGGUAGCUAGUGUUGCUUUUCUUUUGUAAAACGAAGCCAAACAUUUUGAUUGUGACACUAUUAAAAUUAUCUAAUUUGCUUUCUACAGAACUUCUGAUGAAUGCAUGAUCAGCGCUCACGCCCUCCGCAGUAUUCAGUUUGUCCGGGUGUGUUCUGGUGUUUGUCUUUGUGACUGUUAAACACUCGCUUCUUGUGUUCACUUUAUUUUUCCAUUCAGCUGAAUUUAAUUUCACCUCUAAUAAAUCAGUUCUGCUGUAGAAUUUGUACCAUCACAGA
Molecule: messenger RNA, 1966 nt
Organism: Neoarius graeffei (lesser salmon catfish)
Lineage: Eukaryota; Metazoa; Chordata; Actinopteri; Siluriformes; Ariidae
Gene: rnf13
Product: ring finger protein 13
Exons: 10
Coding region: 227-1312 (361 amino acids)
Biological process (GO): positive regulation of DNA-templated transcription; ubiquitin-dependent protein catabolic process; protein ubiquitination
Cellular component (GO): cytoplasm; nucleoplasm
Molecular function (GO): ubiquitin protein ligase activity
Source: RefSeq, a predicted model, not a curated record